CUCUGGUUGUUUCUACCAACACUGAACAGAGGAGACCUUAAAACAUGUAGACGUAAUCCUAGAAAAACCAACAGGAGAGCACAGAGGUGAAUGCCAUCAUGUCCAUCAGUGUGGAUCUGAAGAGGAUCUUCAACCUGCCAGGACGUUCAGACAGAAAGGUUGAACUCUCCUUCAGAGGUUUCACUCAUAAAACCAGAGCCCCACAGUGUGAGAAUGUUGCCAUCUUCAACGAGCAUUUCCGUUGGCCCCAUUAUGGUAAAGAGAUCACAGAAGAACUUUUGUCUAUCAGCGUUUACAACUGCAGCAAAUUCUUUUCCAACAGACUGCUCGGUCAGCUUGUUAUUAGUCUGCAGCAUGUAGUUACCUCCGGGAGGUUGGUGCUUCGAGAACCUCUGACUGAUGCCAACUACAGCCUGACUGAUAUUAUUAUAGAGCUGGACAUUCGGUUCCAUCCACUGGAGGGAGUAGCAGGACAAUGGGAAGGACUGGACUUUUUGGAAGUUGAAGACAGUGAUGAAUCAGCUAUGGUCAUCAGGAAUGAUGGAUUUGAUGACAUUGAGAGAGGGUCAUUGGUGUCUCGCAAUGAUCAACUGGAGAAAGAUGCUCGUCGUCUUGGUCAGAGCCUGAUCCGGACAGGCGAUGAAGACGAGGAUGAUGAGGAUUUUGAUUAUGAUGAUGACCUUGUGGAGAUGGAGACCUGUGACAUCACUUUAACUCCUCUCAGGAGUCGUUACAGACCCCUGUCUAGAACUGCUGUUGCAGCGAUACCCAGAGUCCAGAGCUUUCAGGUGAAUGUGAACAUCCUGGAGGCUCAGAAGCUUGUCGGCGUGAACAUCAGCCCUGCAGUUUUUAUCAGAGUUGGAAGUCAGAAAAAACACACAGCAACACAGAAAUCCACUAACUGCCCAUUCUACAACGAGAAUUUCCAGUUUGAGUUUCAGGAGGCUCCUCAAAUCUUCUUUGAUGAAGUCAUAGAAAUAAAGGUAUUCCAUAGACGGACCUUGGCCUUCCUGAUGACCCACAUUGGGACCUUUAAGAUUGACAUCUCCACCGUGUACAGUCAGCCAGACCACCGUUUCUAUCAGAAGUGGGCUCCUCUCACCGACCCGACCGACACCAGGUCAGGAGUGAAGGGCUAUGUCCGGGCCAGCCUUAGUGUGCUGAUGAAAGGAGAUGCACUUCGGAUGCCCAGUUUAUCAAAGGGCUCCUCGUCUGGAAGCAGCGAGGAUAUAGAAAAACAUCUGUUACUUCCUCGUGGUAUGCCGUCUGAGCGUCCGUGGGCUCGGUUUCGUGUUCGGAUCUACAGAGCUGAGGGUCUCCCAACCAUGGAAGCAGGGCUGAUGGCAAAGAUGUCCGUCACUGAUCGGGCGGUUUUUAUUGACCCCUACGUACAGGUGACCUUCGCUGGACAACAGGGGGAAACAUCAGUCGCCAGUGCCACCAGCUACCCAGUAUGGAAUGAAGAAAUCUCCUUUAUUGAGCAGUUUCCUCCACUGGCACAGCGAAUCAGAAUCCAGCUCCUUGAUGAUGCCAAGAUGGGAGACAUAGCUUUAGCUACGCACUUUCUGGACCUCCAACAGAUAUCUGAUCCCACCAGGAAUGGAUUUAACCCAACCUUUGGUCCAAAUUGGGUUAAUCUUUAUGGUUCUCCACAGAACUCCACCCUGGGAGACAUCCACCAGGCCUUAAAUGAGGGUUUGGGCGAAGGGAUUUUCUAUCGAGGUCGAAUCCUCCUGGCUCUCUCCAUGGAUGUUUAUUCCUCUCCAUCCGCCAUCUCCAGAGAUACAGGCUCUGUUGCAGCCGUAAAGGUGAAAGGAGUGCAUGGCAAGUUUGGACGAAAGAAGAAAAAGAGCAGCAGGAAAGAGAAAAAGGAAGCAACUUCAGCUCCGAGUGGAUUAGCUGAUGAGGCUGGAGAAGCAGGAGUUGAGGUACCAGAGUCUGUCACUGUGGAAGUUGAGGAGAUCCAUCCUCUGCCGGAGGGUUAUCUGGGACAGAAGGAGGAGUUUCUGCUGUUUGCAUCUUUGUUUGAAGUGACAAUGAUAGACCCGACAGUAGGGACAAAACCACUAACCUUUGAACUCUCCAUAGGAAAUUAUGGCAAGGCAGUGGGAGUUGGGAGAUCUAAGAAAAGCCAGAGCAGGGAGGAGUUGAGGAGGAGCAGAGAAGAUCUGGCUGAGGAAACACACGGUUUGUUGGAGUCAGAGGAUGAGCUGGACAGAGAGGAGAUGACAAAUCCUGAACCAGAGAACAGAUCUGUGUCUUCUGCCAUGACACCUCAGCCUACUGACUAUGACAGGUCAUUUAAGUGUAUUCAGCUUCAGGCCCCGUCAACGAACCUAAAGCCUUGUCUGUAUGUCUGGAGUCAGUUUGAAGAUCACAGUUUUCGUCUCUAUCAGGCCAACUGGCUUAGCAAGAUGGCCGACAGGCUGGAGAUUGGUCUCACUCAGGUGGAAAUUUAUCUGCGGAGGCCGAAGAGUAAAGCAAAGGAGAUUUUGACUGAGGUGUUACUAGAGCUGGUGACACGUUGCAAACAGUUCAGCGCUUUCUCAGACAGGAGAUCACAGUCCCGUCCCAACAGCCUGGAUAAAUGCAGGAGAGAGUUUAUCAAAAAGAAUUUGGUUGUACUAGCCAGACAGGCAGUCAGAGUCAGACGAAGGAUUACCAGAAACAAAACCAAAGAGCAUUUGAUGGAAAGCUGGAAAAUCCUAAGGAAGCUUCGACAACUGGCUGCAGAGCCCCAGAGCACCAUCCCAGAUGCUUUUCUUUGGUUACUUAAUGGAAGCAAACGACUGGCUUACGUCAGGAUUCCUGCCCACUCCAUCCUUUUCUCACUGGUGGAGGAGCAGAAGGGACGGGACUGUGGCCGCAUCACCACUCUCUACAUGAAGUCUCCAGGAUGCUCCCCAAGUGAAACCUUUGCAAAGCUGGAGGUGUACCUGUGGCUUGGUCCUGUCAAGUACAGUAAAGAGGCAAUCAACAGCCUACCAGAAGAGUUCAUGCCAAUCUACGAGGAGAUGGAGGAGGAGGAAACACAGAGACAACUUCCUGUGGAGGGAAGGAGAAAGUUUCCUGCCAGUCUGUCCUGCCAGGACAGCAGGUACUUCCAGCUGCGGUGUCACCUCUACCAGGGGCGUGGCCUUAUGGCUGCAGAUGACGACGGCCUGUCAGAUCCGUUUGCCAGGGUGGUCUUCUCUACGCAGUGCCAGGUCACCAGGGUGUUGUCAGACACUCUCUCUCCUUCCUGGUGUGAGUGUUUGUUGUUUGACAAAGUUCUGCUGGAAGGAACGAAGGAGCAAUUUCAGCAAGACCCACCUCUCAUUAUCAUCAACAUCUAUGAUCAUGACACAAUGGGCAGCCCAAAGCCUCUGGGCCGAGCUUAUGCAGAGCCUGAGUUUAAAACUGUGGAGCAGUUUUAUGAAAAGCCCAGACUUCAGUUCUAUGAUGUCAGCAGAGGCCGGGUUCCUGCUGGAGAGCUGUUGGCUGCCUUUGAGCUCAUUGAGCUUGACUACUCUGCUUUUGGAGAGCCUCGCCUCCCCGUCAGUGUGGAUCCUCAGGAGCUGACCUACAACAAUGAACAGAAACAUUACAUCAUUCCAGAGGGAGUCCGACCUGUUCUGAAGACCUUCAGAAUCGAGGUGUUGUUCUGGGGUCUGCGGGAGCUGAAGAGGGUGCAGCUGUUUGAGGUGGAGCGGCCACAGGUGAGGGUGGAGUGUGCAGGACAGCAGCUGGAAUCUGAAGAGAUCCAGAGCUACAAGACCAACCCGAACUUUAAGGAAGUGGUCCGCUACAUCGAUGUGGAGCUUCCAGAGGAGUCCUACCUUCACCCUCCUCUGACGGUGUUUGUGGUGGAGCAUCGGGCAUUCGGUCACCUUGCUCUGGUUGGGUCCCAUGUUGUCCAGAACCUCAUGAACUAUGCUCCACGGGAAUGUGGAGAGGAAGAGGAACAAGAAAAAGAACCAAAAACAAAAGUGAGGCAUAAUUCAAAGAAGAUAAACCCUUUGACUUCAGUGAAGAACAUGAGACUCAGCGGAUUGCCAGUCAAACAAUCAAAAAUUCCCAUUAACCCCAUGAAGAUAGUUAAUGCUCCCCUGAAGAAGCUGAAGAGAAAGGCAGAGGAGCUGGAGGAAGAGGCUCCUGAGAAAGAGGAGCUGGACUGGUGGUCCAAGUACUAUGCAUCACUGGACGAACUGGAGAAACUGGCUGCAGAGAGAGAACAAUUGGAGGAAGAAGCAGAGACAGACGGAGUAAAUCUGACCAUGGCAAACAUUGAAGAAGAGGAGGAAGAAGCUGAUGUGGAGGAGAUCGAGCCUCCUAAACGCAAAAAGAUUGCCACACUAAAGCUGUAUGAGGGCGAUCUGGAGUCAGAGUUCAGUGACUUUCAGGACUGGCUUCAGAUCUUCCCCCUGUAUAAAGGCCAAGCCAUCACUGAGGACAAUGAGGAGGGUGAUGAGGAGAGGCUGAUGGGAAAAUACAAGGGUUCCUUCUUGGUUUAUCCCAUCGAUGUGGAAGACAGAGAUGACACCACAUGUCAGAUCACCAAAGGAAUUCCUAAAAAUUCACCUGCCAAAGUUUUGGUCAGAGUUUACAUCGUCAAGGCCACCAGCUUGGCUCCCACUGACCCGAACGGUAAAGCUGACCCUUACAUUGUUGUGAAGGUGGGAGAUCAGUGCUUGGACUCCAAAGAUCGAUACAUCCCCAAACAGCUCAACCCAAUGUUUGGAGAGGUGUUUGAACUCACAGUGUCUUUUCCCCUGGAGACGGAGUUGGUUAUAACCGUCAUGGACCAUGAUCUGGUUGGGGCAGAUGAUGUUAUUGGAGAGACUCGGAUUGAUUUGGAGAACCGGUUCUACAGCCGCCAUCGGGCCUCAUGCGGUCUCGCUCUUUACUAUGACACCGAUGGUUACAAUAAGUGGCGUGAUGCAAAGAAACCAUCAACAAUCUUGGCUGAGCUCUGCAGGAAGAAUGGCAUCCCAUCUCCAGAGUACAGAACGUCUGAAGUCAAAGUCCUCAGUAUGAUCUUCAAAAUACCACCAGAUGCCGUACCUGAAGGUCUGCUGAAGAAGAAUGAGCGGUCUCCAGAGGAAGAGGCAGAGAUAGAGGAGCAUGCAUCCCUGAAUGUGCUGCAGCGCUGGGGGGAGAUGAGGGAAUUCCUCCCUGGAGCCGUUCCUUUGGUUCCGGAACAUGUGGAGAUCCGGUCCCUGCAGAACCAGGACAAUCCUGGACUCCCUCAAGGGUAUCUUCAUAUGUGGGUGGACAUGUUUCCCACCGAUAUCCCAGCUCCGCCUGCUGUUGACAUAAAACCUCGUCUACCUGAACUGUAUGAACUGCGUGUGAUCAUCUGGAACACCGAUGACGUGUUUUUGGAUGAUGUCAACCCUUUCACCGGCGACCCAUCUUCUGACAUCUAUGUUAAGGGCUGGAUAAAAGGCCUGGAAGGAGAUAAACAGGAAACUGAUGUCCACUUUAACUCCCUGACUGGAGAAGGAAACUUCAACUGGAGAUUUGUUUUUAGGUUUGAUUACCUUCCCACUGAGAAAGAAGUGGUGUACAAAAAGAAGGAAUCCAUCUUUUCCCUGGAGGAGUCAGAGUUUCGCCAGCCGGCUGUUCUGACGCUUCAGGUGUGGGAUUACGAUCGCAUCUCAGCCAAUGACUUUCUAGGGUCCAUAGAGCUUUCCCUCAGCAGCAUGGUGCGACCGGCAAAGACGUCCAGCAAAUGUACGAUUGAAAUGGCCAUGGACCAGGCCAGUCCUCGCUUCUCCAUCUUUCGAGCUAAAAAGAUGAAGGGCUGGUGGCCACUGGUCCGCUUGAAGACGGCUGAGGACUUUGAGAGGGAGGAGAAGGAGAAAAUGGACGCUAAAAAGAAGGGACACAAGAAGAAAAAGACCAAGGACAAAAGAAGCCAGAUGAGCAAAGAAGACAUCCAGUAUACUGACAGUUUGGGCAACACUUACUUGUUAAUGGGAAAGGUGGAGGCGGAGCUUCAGCUGGUGUCGUUGGAGCAGGCGGAGGCGAACCCUGUGGGGCGUGGACGCAAAGAGCCAGAACCUCUGGAAAAACCAAACCGUCCUACCACCAGCUUCAACUGGUUCAUCAAUCCUAUGAAGACCUUUGUCUUCCUAAUCUGGAAAAACUACAAGAAAUACAUAAUAGCCCUGGUCAUCCUCAUCAUCCUGACGCUCUUCCUUGUCCUGAUUGUCUACACGUUGCCAGGAGAAAUCAGCUCCCUCAUCGUCAACGGAUGAAGAAACCUGCUGGGACUCACUGUUGCAUUGUGCUAAACUCCAAACAGUUUUAGGUUUCAUUCUCAGACUGAUAUAUUUAACCUUGUUGUCUUUUACAGUACUGACAGAAAUUGAUAGAAAUUGAUCAUCAGGAAUUUGUUCAGUGUUGGAAUAAUCUGUCACCAGAGCCAAUUACUAGACAGUGAUUACUUCACGUUUUAGGAAAAUAAAGUUUUUCUUAAGUAAAAUGUGAUGUAUUUUCUCACGUGUCAGUUAUGCUGAUGUUCUUGUCUAUAUAUUAAAAACAAAAUCAAAUAUAUGCUAUAUAUAAAAAAAAUAAUAAUUUAAUGCACUGAUAAUUAUU
Messenger RNA from Xiphophorus maculatus (southern platyfish), 6585 nucleotides. RefSeq names its product fer-1-like protein 4 (gene fer1l4). NCBI's taxonomy places the organism in Eukaryota, Metazoa, Chordata, Actinopteri, Cyprinodontiformes, Poeciliidae. The transcript has 49 exons. The coding region runs from base 99 to 6242 and encodes 2047 amino acids. Gene Ontology annotation, cellular component: membrane. The record is from RefSeq and is a predicted model, not a curated record. Gene Ontology annotation, biological process: plasma membrane organization.